AUGGAGAACAAAGUCUUUCAACAUCAACAGACAAUUGCCCAAGUGAGACAAAAUGAAGAUACUUCAAAUAGCAACGAUAUUUUAAUCAAUAGUGAGUCAACCAAUUCCGAAAGUAGAAGAUAUCGUUCACUUUCAAGACUCAUUAGUUGGUGUUCGCCGACAUCAUCAUGCUUUCUAUGUUUAGUCAUAGGUCUUCUUACUGGUGGUUUAAUUCUAUCUGUGGUUAUCUCACUUUGGUUGACAUUAAAUAACAAAACAGCAACAACAAUCGAAGGAAUAUCAACUAAUACAACGAUCACAACUAACAGCGUCAGUACAACAAGUACAUCAACGAUUGGCACGACCAGUAGCAGUAGCUCAACAAGUACUACAAGUACAACGACUCCUAGUUUUUGUGCUGCUACUUGUACUGGUACUUUUAACUCUAAUGGUGCUACUUCUUGUAAUACAAUGUGUAAUGAUAAAAAUGGUAAUCAUUAUACUUGCUCCAGUAAUUCUACUAUUUGUCCUAAUGCUGAAAGUUCUUAUUAUUAUUACGGUAUUAUUCCUACUAAUAUCACUAAUAGUACCAAUGUUAUGGGUUAUAAUAGCUAUUGUAAUAGUGCUUUUGCCGGUAGUUAUCUCAAUAAUGGUUAUAAUCCUUGUUAUGGUGGUACUAACAGUUACUAUAAUGGUAGUCACUAUUCCGAGCUUAUUCCUAGUAAUGCUUGCUGUGUUUAUGAUGUUUAUUUGCGUGACUAUUAUUGUAUACAGUAUCCGUGUGUUGUCUCCGGCUAA
Adineta ricciae is the source of this 777-nucleotide messenger RNA. Lineage: Eukaryota; Metazoa; Rotifera; Eurotatoria; Adinetida; Adinetidae. The record is from the annotation of a GenBank genome assembly.